Andrographis paniculata is the source of this 2058-nucleotide messenger RNA. RefSeq names its product probable xyloglucan 6-xylosyltransferase 5. The record is from RefSeq and is a predicted model, not a curated record. The transcript is spliced from 2 exons. Gene Ontology annotation, cellular component: endosome; membrane; trans-Golgi network. The coding region runs from base 169 to 1521 and encodes 450 amino acids. Gene Ontology annotation, molecular function: hexosyltransferase activity. Gene Ontology annotation, biological process: xyloglucan biosynthetic process. Lineage: Eukaryota; Viridiplantae; Streptophyta; Magnoliopsida; Lamiales; Acanthaceae.
UGUGGUUCCACUCCGUCAUCUUCUUCCCCUUCUCCGCACUCAACUUUCAUUUCUCCGGCCGCCGUUAAUGGUGGUUUCCGGCGGAGGAACCACUCACAUGCUCGAAUUCCCCUACUGAGGAGUAUUGCCUACUUCUCCAAGGUCAAUUACGUGUUUCAACACAGUAGAAUGAGUUUGCCGACUCCAUUUUCAGCUCAGAAGCGGACCUCCGCCUCACUCCCGUCGGAGAACGGCGAACCACGCGGCGGAGCCGCCAGGCUGCUCCCCCGGGGCCGGCAGCAGAUCCACAAAACAUUCAACAACCUGAAGAUCACAAUUCUCUGCGGUUUCAUCACAAUCCUCGUCCUCCGCGGCACGAUUGGCCUUGGUCGCCUCUCGUCCAACGAAUCCGACGGCGACAACCGCCUGAUAAUUGAAGAAACGAAUCGGAUUCUGGCGGAGAUCCGCUCCGACAACGACGGCGACGGCGACGAACAGUUUCCCGACGUCAAUUCAACCUUCAGCCUCGGACCUACAACCAUCUCCUGGGACGAAGACCGGAACGUAUGGCUACAAAAAAACCCCCAAUUCCCAAAUUACAUUAACACCGGAAACCCUAGAAUUUUGCUCGUGACUGGUUCGCCCCCAAAUCCAUGUGAAAACGCAAUUGGCGAUCAUUACCUGCUAAAAGGACUGAAGAACAAGGUAGAUUACUGUAGAAUCCAUGGCGUAGAGAUUGUGUACAACAUGGCUAAUCUAGACAGGGCAAUGGCAGGGAAUUGGGGCAAGCUGCCAUUGAUACGUCGCUUGAUGUUAUCCCAUCCCGAAUUCGAAUGGAUCUGGUGGAUGAAUAGCGAUGCAUACUUCACAGACAUGGCGUUCAAGCUUCCUCUCUGGAAGUACAACGAAUCCAACUUAGUCGUCCAUGGCUACCCUGAUCUGUUAUUCAUUGAAAAGUCAUGGAUAUCUCUGAACACAGGUAGUUUCUUGGUUCGUAAUUGCCAAUGGACAUUGGAUUUGCUCGAUGCUUGGGCGACGAUGGGGCCAAAAGGUUCAAUCAGGGACGAGGCAGGGAAGAUCUUGACGGCGAAUUUGAAGGGCAGGCCGGAAUUCGAAGCGGAUGAUCAAUCUGCGUUGAUAUAUUUGUUGAUUAUGGCGAAGGAUAAGUGGAUGGGGAAGGUUUAUGUAGAGAAUUCGUAUAAUUUGCACGGGUUUUGGGAGGGUUUGGUUGAUCGGUACGAGGAGAUGAUGGAGGAUUGGCGAUCGGGUUUGGGCGACGAGAGGUGGCCGUUUGUGACACAUUUUGUCGGGUGCAAGCCUUGUGGGGGCAACGUGGAUUAUCCGGUCGAGAGGUGUUUGAGGAGCAUGGAGAGAGCUUUUAACUUUGCGGAUAAUCAAGUUUUGAAAUUGUAUGGGUUUCAACACCGGGGUUUGGCGAGCCCGAGUGUUAAGAGGAUUAGAAACGAAAGUGUUGCGCCUUUGGUUGAUGUCGAUUUGUUUGAUAUUCGACAUGUUAUGGAGCACGGCCGGGUGGAUCGAUGAGCUAGCUAGCUAGCUACUACGGCAUUGCAUCGGAGCGAUGACGCUACACGGGUGUUUAGAUCUUCGCCAUUGUCCGAACACCGCGCAUCUCAAUUGUAAAGGCAAAUACAAACUUCUAAAUUCUUUGUAUGGUUAUUUAAAGUAGCAAUUGUUUUGGCAUUUUGUUUAUUCGCAAAGUACCCUAAACCUGGGGUGAGGAUCGACACAAAUGGCCUCAAGAGUAACACGGUGACCUGACAUGAGCCGAUCAACGUAGAAUGUUACGGGUGGCUUACUUCGAAUGACCAUUCGAGGUUAGUAAUUUGUUGUCGUUAUUUUAUGCAUAGUGUAACAACUAAUGGCAUGUAUUCGUUUACGGUGUGUUUUUAAGGUAGAUUUAUGUUCCGAAAAUAUAAAUAGUAUGUUGAAUCAGGUAAAUAUAAAUAUAACAAGUAAAUUGUAUUCCCUUUAUUUGGACUAAUUAUGACACAAUGUCCUUGCAUGAAAGAUUAAAAAGUUAUAUUUCUUUCGUUCGCCUCUAAGGGUCACAUUUACGUU